CCGGAAGCUGCGCACCGUGAGCGGGGAAGGGAGGGCAACGCGCAUGCGUGGCGCGGGAGCGGGGCUGCGCGCACCGACUGUCUCUUUUUCCAUAAGUAGCUGAAGCACAGAAGUCCCCAUCAUGGAUUUUCAGCAUCGUCCUGGAGGUAAAACUGGAAGUGGAGGCGUAGCCUCUGCCUCAGAAAGUAACCGAGACCGCAGGGAGAGGCUCCGGCAGCUGGCUUUGGAAACCAUCGACAUCAACAAGGACCCUUAUUUUAUGAAAAAUCACUUGGGCUCUUAUGAAUGCAAGCUUUGCCUAACACUGCACAACAAUGAGGGAAGUUACUUAGCCCAUACCCAGGGGAAGAAGCAUCAGACCAAUCUGGCCCGUCGAGCUGCCAAGGAAGCUAAGGAAGCCCCUGCCCAGCCUGCACCAGAAAAAGUCAAAGUGGAAGUGAAGAAAUUUGUGAAAAUUGGACGACCAGGUUAUAAAGUGACCAAACAGAGAGAUCCAGAAACAGGCCAGCAGAGCCUUCUCUUCCAGAUUGAUUAUCCGGAGAUUGCAGAAAGUAUCAUGCCUCGUCAUCGGUUCAUGUCGGCCUAUGAGCAGAGGAUUGAGCCCCCCGAUAGACGCUGGCAAUACCUUUUGAUGGCAGCGGAGCCCUAUGAAACCAUAGCUUUCAAGGUGCCAAGCAGAGAAAUUGACAAAGCAGAAGGGAAGUUCUGGACCCACUGGAACAGGGAAACCAAACAGUUCUUCCUUCAAUUCCACUUCAAGAUGGAGAAGCCCCCAGCUCCCCCAAACCUCCCUCCAGGGCCCCCAACUGUGAAGCGGCCUCCUCCACCUCCACUGAUGAACGGCUUGCCCCCGAGGCCACCUCUGCCGGACUCCAUGCCGCCACCUCCUCCAGGAGGCAUGACUCUGCCUCCUAUGCCUCCCUCUGGACCAGUGCCACCACCUCCAGUGCCACCUCAGUUGCCACCAGCACCCGGCGUACCCCCCCCUGCUCCUCUGCCACCCAUGAUGAGACCACCUCUCCCCACGGAGGGGCCAGGCACUAUCCCCCCACCGCCUCCCUCCAACUAAAGCCCCUCCUGGACUCAGUCCCGCUGGACUCCUCUAGCUCGUCUCUUUUUUUAUAUGCAGAUCACAACUGAUUCAGAGAAAUAUUUCUGUUUUGUAUGCCUGUGAAUCUGACUAAAUCCUGUAGGUGCAUUAAAAGGUUUUCCAUUUUCCUUUC
Molecule: messenger RNA, 1223 nt
Organism: Aquila chrysaetos chrysaetos
Lineage: Eukaryota; Metazoa; Chordata; Aves; Accipitriformes; Accipitridae
Gene: SF3A2
Product: splicing factor 3a subunit 2
Biological process (GO): spliceosomal complex assembly
Cellular component (GO): U2 snRNP; catalytic step 2 spliceosome; U2-type prespliceosome
Molecular function (GO): nucleic acid binding; zinc ion binding
Source: RefSeq, a predicted model, not a curated record